Molecule: messenger RNA, 1565 nt
Organism: Mercenaria mercenaria
Lineage: Eukaryota; Metazoa; Mollusca; Bivalvia; Venerida; Veneridae
Exons: 2
Source: RefSeq, a predicted model, not a curated record
AGACACUUUUCUUAAUUUUUGCAUUAUGACUUGUGACAUUAGUAUUGUUUCAGAUAGUCUUUCUAUAAAGCCUACAUAUGUCGAAGACUUGGGUGACUAAUGCAAGGGUUCUUUAAGACCUUAGGAAAUGAAAUGGAUGGUAGAUCAAACGGAAUUAUGUUAAUAUUGAAAAGAAACUACACAGCAAACGUAAAGCCUAAACGACAACUGCAUCGAAUGUUGGAAGUUUAAUAUAAUAUUACAUCUAUCAAACAAGAUCUCUAUACGCAUUUUAAGGCAGUCGUCGUAACUGGAAAGAAGAAAAAAGACCGAGUAGAUAUAACCCUAAAACCACUACUGUAGAAAUUCACUGUAAACCAUUGAUCUCUAGUGGCAUGAUGAUGUAGUCCUAACGCUAUGCACGAUAUUAAAUUCAAGAACUCUAAACGAAAGUAGAGCAGAGCAACAGAUGUUUUAAAAAAUAAAGCAUGUGUUAAGAUUAAGAUUUGUUAGUAUAUCUUCAAGGUUUCCUUUAUUUGUUUGUUUUUAAGUAUUUGAUGUAUACGUUUUCAAUUCUCACAUAUGAGUUUUCAUCAUGAAUAAAAACAAAAACAAAAACAGGGCAUUUUACAGAAAGUCUGACACGCAUGGUGAGGAACGAAAAAAUGACACAUUUGUGAAAGCGAUAACAAUUUUGCAAGAGUCGUCGUCGAGUGUACAAAUAUUACCACAUAUUGAGUAUAUAUUUAAGUUUUUUGGAGACAGCUUGUUACUGUAUGAAAGCGGACAAGUUCAAGUUUUCACACAAUUAUCAACCACUUUAUCCGACAAGCUAACAUACUUUGCUAGACAAAGUCUUCCUCGACUCAAGCUAGAAAACAUUGGUUCUUGGUCGCAGCUGCAUGAGUGUUUCUUGAUAUACAAAUUGAAUGAUGGUGACACAAUUGUUUUACCUCAAGUUAGUCAGACGACAUAUUUCUUUGAACAGUUAAAAGAAAAUAUAUCAGUAGUUUAUGUCAAACUUGAUGAUAUAUUGGAAGAAAACAAUACUAUUGUGAAAUGUUUACCUUCUGAAAUAUUACAUAGACACAACUAUAGUGAAAGUUCUAACUAUUUCACUUGGAAAGAUGCGUUCUGCACCACAACGCGCAAAAUAUCUUUGAAAAGUUUAAGUAAAGUUAGAACACCCACUUUUGACAGUUCAUCAAUUGUGUUUCCACUAUCAGGAGAAUUUCAAAUGACUGAAAACUUUCCCCAACAAGUAACUGAAGAGCAAAAUGAUGAGGGGAGGAGUGUAUUUGCGUUUUCAAAUGGCCAGUCUUUGCCAGUGACCAGUGAUCAAGCUUCAAGCUUGGCAAUAGGUGGUAAUAGUUUGUCUAGAUACCACGGACAUAAUGCUUCUUCUGGAAAUGAGAUUGCGCAUGCUAGUAAUUUAAUGCAUUUUUCUAGGAAUCAGUCUAAUACAGUGCAAAGGCCAAGACAUCCGGAUUUUAUAGAAUAUAAUGACAGACUAAGAUCAUAUGCACGGUGGACACGGAGAAGUCCUGAUCCCAAUACACUUAGCAGGGCGGGCUUCUUUUUUACAA